Osmerus eperlanus (European smelt) is the source of this 1623-nucleotide messenger RNA. RefSeq names its product RAD51 paralog C (gene rad51c). Gene Ontology annotation, molecular function: crossover junction DNA endonuclease activity; ATP-dependent DNA damage sensor activity; ATP binding. The transcript has 10 exons. Lineage: Eukaryota; Metazoa; Chordata; Actinopteri; Osmeriformes; Osmeridae. Gene Ontology annotation, cellular component: Rad51C-XRCC3 complex; replication fork; Rad51B-Rad51C-Rad51D-XRCC2 complex. Gene Ontology annotation, biological process: DNA repair; meiotic DNA recombinase assembly; reciprocal meiotic recombination. Bases 279 to 1391 code for a protein of 370 amino acids. The record is from RefSeq and is a predicted model, not a curated record.
ACAGGGAAGCGGAUCCCGAGGACCAGGGUUGAGAAAGGCUGUUGUUGUAGGAGGUGAAAUUGGCUAGCUAGCAAGGCGUUUCAACAGAUGCAACCUUACCUUUUUUAAGCAACUUCUCCAAUUUGUGCAAGUUCCUGUCCAGAGUGUACCUGUGAAGCUGAGCUUGUAGGCCUCCACUCUUCACUACGCCGAAACGCACAGGGCAGGGCACAGUGGUUAGAAAGCCCGAUGGUUAUUGUUGUGGUCCUUUCCGUUCCUUAAACAACGCCCAAGAAAAGAUGCAAAGGCCAGUGUCAAGCUAUGCUUUUGCCCCGUCCGUCAAAGUGAAACUGCUCAAUGCAGGGUUCCAGUCUUCUGCAGACCUGUGUGACUUGCAACCUUUUCAACUCAGCAAAGAUGCAGGCAUCUCCCAGGAGGAGGCGGUGGAAGUGCUGCAGGCUGUGAAGUGCGAGUCUGUCCAGGAGAGGGAAGCAGUUGAAAAGCUAACUGCUUUGGAGCUACUCCAGAAAGAACAGGAGUUGGGAAACAUUGUAACAUUUUGCUCUGCGCUGGAUAUGGCUUUAGGUGGAGGACUUCCUGUAGGGAAGGUCACUGAGGUGUGCGGGGCCCCUGGCAUAGGGAAGACCCAGCUCUGUAUCCAGCUAGCGGUCGAUGUGCAGAUCCCAGUGUGUUUUGGCGGUUUGGGGGGCAAGGCUGUAUUCAUUGACACAGAAGGCAGCUUCUUUGUCCAGAGAGUUGUGGACCUAGCACAAGCUGCUGUGGAGCACUGUGCACUACUGGCUGAAGACAUGGAGCAGCGGGAGGCCUUGAAAGAGUUCACCGCGGAAACGGUCCUCUCCAACCUCUUCGUCUUCCGUUGCCAUGACUACGUGGAGCUGUUGGCGGAGACGUACCUCCUGCCUGACUUCCUGGCUCGGCAUCCCGAGAUCCGGCUGGUCGUGAUAGACAGCAUCGCUUUACCGUUUCGCCAAGACUUCGACGACCUGUCCCAGAGGACACGCCUCCUCGGUGGCCUCGCCCUGCAGGCUUUCCGGAUGGCAAUCAAUCACAAUGUUGCGGUUGUUCUUACCAAUCAGAUGACAACAAAAAUCUGGAGUGGACAGGCAAAGCUCAUACCAGCUUUAGGUGAGAGCUGGGGCCACGCUGCCUCGCAGCGGCUCAUCCUACGCUGGGAGGGAACGCGCAGGCUGGCGUCCCUGUGCAAGUCCCCCAGCCAGAUGGAAGCCACAGUGCCGUACCAGAUCACUGCUGAAGGCUUUCGGGAUUUGAUGUCAUCAGACCAACCAAUGACCUUGGCUGACCCUUCUACAAGCCAAUCAGGAAGCUUCAGCAAGAGGCCCCGAAUGCAAUAUGACCAAUCAACUAAAAACGUAGGGCAUUUAGAAGUAUAGCCUGUAUUUCUAAUCUGUUUAUAUAUUCUUUGUUUGUUGAUGGAUAAGAUACUGUGAAUGUUUGCCAUCGUUGCUGAAAAUGUUUUGGAAUGUAAAUAAUUUGUGAGGUGAAUCUCAAUGUUCCAUAUUUUCUCUGUGGUUUUGAAAUCAUUUUACUCAUGUCUUUUAUAACUAGGAUGUUACCCAUUUUCUUGCUAUCCAUUUGGCAUGAUUAAAAACAACGGUUCGUUCU